Messenger RNA from Cyprinus carpio (common carp), 4467 nucleotides. Its product is annotated as voltage-dependent calcium channel subunit alpha-2/delta-1. The record is from RefSeq and is a predicted model, not a curated record. Bases 352 to 3630 code for a protein of 1092 amino acids. Gene Ontology annotation, molecular function: voltage-gated calcium channel activity. Gene Ontology annotation, cellular component: L-type voltage-gated calcium channel complex. NCBI's taxonomy places the organism in Eukaryota, Metazoa, Chordata, Actinopteri, Cypriniformes, Cyprinidae. The transcript is spliced from 39 exons.
GAGGGUUGCAUUGCAUGAAGAUCCGAUGAAAGAUAGCAGGCUAUUGCAAUAAGAGGGCAAGAGAGAGAGGGGUGGGGGCAGAAUGACGCUCAUUCGGGGCUAUUGAUCUCUCCCUCCCCUCUAUACGGGGUCAGUAGUUUGAUCAGAGCGCGCGCAGGAUCACACCGAAGAGCCACACACGCGCUUUUGUAACAUGAAGCGGCGCGUAUAGAGCUAUCCAAACAGGACACUGAUCACCAAUCCGAUCCCGUCUGUCUCUAACCUGAUGACGGGAAAUAAUAAGAUUAUCCAGCAGGACAGGAGAGCGACGCGUUAUAUCUCUGGAGAAAAGUAACUAGUGUGGACUGACAGAUGAUGGUGCGCUCGAGAUCAACAGAUCUGGCCAUGAAUCCGUUCAGAAUCUCCGUGCUGAUGAUGUUCCUCUUCGCAUCUGUUCAUAUCUCGUGCCCAUCGCAGUUCCCCAGUCCGCUCAUGAUAAAAGAAUGGGUAGAUCAGCUGCAGCAGGAGCUGGUUUCUCUAGCAGACACAGCCAGCGCUGGAAAUAAUCUAAGACAGAUCUUUAUGGAUAAUCAGAAUUAUUUCACUGUGAAAACCAAUAAUGCGGCACAGCUUGUGGAAACAGCGGCACGGAAUAUAGAAAAUUUUUUAAAGAAGCGAGCUGCAGCUCUAGAGACUUUGGCAACUGCAGCAGAGAAUUUCCAAAUGGAGCAUCAAUGGAAAGAUGAAUUUGAAGAGGAUGAUAUAGUUUACUUUAAUGCCAAGGAUAAUCUUGAAGCCAAUGAAACAGAAGGAAGGAAAAACCGGAUAAGACCUGAAUUUAAAGAAGACCCGUCAUUCAAAAACCGCCUUACAUCCUACAACCAUACGGCAGUGCAUAUCCCCACGGACAUAUAUGACGGCUCUACCAUUGUGUUGAAUGAGCUGAACUGGACUGAAGCGUUGGAGGAUGUCUUUAAGAAAAACAGAGAAGAGGAUCCAACGCUACUAUGGCAAGUGUUCGGCAGUGCUACUGGUUUAGCUCGCUAUUACCCAGCUUCCCCUUGGAUGGAUGCCAGGAAAACACCCAGUAAAAUCGACCUGUACGAUGUGCGCCGGCGACCUUGGUAUGUUCAAGGUGCCGCGUCGCCCAAGGACAUGCUGAUUCUUGUUGAUGCGAGUGGUAGUGUAUCUGGACUGACCCUUAAACUGAUCCGAACCUCUGUCAGUGAAAUGCUGGAGACACUUUCUGAUGACGAUUAUGUCAAUGUUGUCCAUUUUAACACAAAAGUGAAUAACACAGCUUGUUUCGACCACCUGGUUCAAGCUAACGUUCGCAAUAAGAAGAUCUUAAAAGAUGCAGUGCAGAACAUCACAGCAAAGGGCAUCACCAACUAUACCAAAGGCUUCGAAUUUGCUUUCAAUCAGCUGUCAAAUCCAAACGUCACCAGAGCAAACUGCAACAAGAUCAUAAUGCUGUUUACUGAUGGAGGCGAGGAGAGAGCAGAGGAGGUCUUCAGCAGAUACAACAUUGACAAAAAGGUGCGUGUGUUCACAUUCUCUGUGGGUCAACAUAACUAUGACACCGGGCCAAUAAAGUGGAUGGCCUGUGCUAACAAGGGAUAUUUCUAUGAAAUCCCAUCCAUUGGAGCCAUUCGUAUAAACACACAGGAGUAUCUAGAUGUUUUGGGCAGGCCAAUGGUCCUUGCAGAUGCCAAACAAGUGCAGUGGACCAACGUGUACCUGGACGCUCUGGAGUUGGGCCUAGUCAUCACAGGAACUCUACCUGUGUUCAACAAGACCAAAUCCAGGGAGGGCGCAUCUCGAAAACAGCAUCAGAGCCAGUUGAUUUUAGGAGUGAUGGGGGUGGAUGUGUCUCUCGAUGAUAUCAAAAGAUUGACGCCCCGCUUCACAAUUGGUCCUAAUGGAUAUUAUUUCGCAAUUGAUCCUAACGGUUACGUACUGCUCCAUCCAAACCUGCAACCAAAGAACCCCAAAUUCCAGGAGCCUGUUACACUGGAUUUUCUGGACGCUGAGCUGGAAAAUGAUAUUAAAGUCCAGAUACGGACUCUGAUGAUUGACAGAGACCCUGGGGAGAAAACAAUAGAAACGCUUGUGAAAUCUCAAGAUGAGAGAUACAUUGAUCGAGGAAUCAGGACGUACACCUGGGCGCCGGUUAACGGGACAGACUACAGCCUGGCCUUGGUUUUGCCUGAAUACAGUCUGCAUUAUAUCGAGGCAAACCUGGGGGACACUAUAAAACAAGCCAUGUGUGAUGUUGUUUCUGAGAAAUUAAUUUUUGGCAUAUAUGGGUACACCUUUAUUGCACCCAGGGAAUACUGCAAGGACCUCAAAGUCUCAUCCAACAACACCCAGUUUUUGAUGGACUUCAAUGAGUAUAUUGACAGGAAAACUCCAAAUGAUCCUCUGUGUAAUCUCACUCUUGUAAACCGGUUGCUGCUGGACGCCGGUCUCACAGCAGACCUUCUCAAUGUCUGGAAGGAUCAGAAUGUAGAUGGAGUUUUGGCGCGGUUUGUGGCUACAGAUGGAGGCAUUACACGUGUGUAUCCUAAAAGUGCCGGGGAAGAAUGGGGUGAAAACUCUGAGACCUAUGACUCAAGUUUUUACAAAAGGAGCCUGGACAAUGACAUAUACAUCUUCACCGCCCCAUACGUCAACAAGAGCAGAGAGUCUGGUUAUGAGUCCGGUAUCCUUGUCAGUAAAGCAGUGGACUUGGACAUUAAUGGAGCAAAACUCAAACCUGCUGUGGUGGGAGUCAAACUCAAUGUGUCAGCCUGGAUGAACAGCUUCAUAAACGCUACCACCAAGAAAAAUUGCAAGGAUGAGAUCUGCGGGUGCCUCAGAAAUGAUAAGCAAGUGGACUGCGUGAUUCUGGAUGAUGGCGGAUUUCUGCUCAUGUCCAAUCAGGAUGAAUAUAUUACACAGAUAGGUCAGUUCUUUGGUGAAGUGGACCCUGUUCUGAUGAUAACUUUGGUCAAUACCUCGCUGUUCUCUUUUAAUAAAACGUAUGACUACCAAUCGGUCUGCGACCCGGAGAGAGAAACUAAAGCUGCUGCCGGACUCCGCUUCUAUUUUUUUUGUGUGCCAACGAUAGCAGAUAUGCUGACUGUAGGCUGGUGGGCCUCCACUGCGGUCUGGUCAGUUUUGCAGCAGCUACUUCUCAGUCUGACUCUCCCAAAUAUAGUGGGAACAGUGUACUCGGAGGAUGACCUCUCGGAUGCCUUCUCCAAAGAGAGCUGUAUCACUGAACAGACUCAGUAUUUCUUUGAGAACGAGAACAAAUCUUUCUCUGGAGCUAUGGACUGUGGAAACUGCUCCAGAAUGUACCGGGCCGAGAAGCUCCCAAACACAAAUUUGGUUUUUUUGAUCUCUGACGCCAAGAGUUCCUGUCUGUCCUGCGAUCCCAAACCACUGAGACAAGCUGAACAGCCCUCUACUGGUCCUGAUCCAUGUGUGCUGGCCCAGAACCCUCGGUACAGGAAAGGACCGGACGUCUGCUUUGACAACAACGCAGAUGAGGACGCAUCUGACUGUGGUGGUGGCUACAGUUUGAGUCCGUCUCUCUGGCCGAUGUUGGCUCUUCAGCUCCUUCUACUCUGGCUGCUUACUGGAACCAGAACCUGUUUGUCCUGACCAGAGCACAUCUACAGACUAGACUGACUGAACUGCUUAUUAUACAGACCAUAACAUUACCACACUUCAACUAUAUGACCUAAGAUUGUUAGUCAACCCAAAAUAAUAUGACUAAUGCAGAUUCAAACUCUACUGUUUUGGUAAAUUGACAUGACUCAUCAACUCACUGCCAAACACUGCCCUCUCAGACCAACCAGAAAAAGCAACACAGUCAGACACGAGAGACAUAUAUACACUUAUCUUUUUAACACAGAACCACGUUAUGACCACAGAAAUGGAUCAUGCAAAAUGUUUAGUGCCACAAACAGGCAAAUAUAAUGUGUCAACAGUGUGGUCAGAGACGGCUUGCAGCGCCAGUCUGGAUCUGAAGCAGGGUUUAAUGGGACAGGAAAGGCUGUUCAGCUCUGGAGCUCAUAAUGAAUUCUGCUGGAAGUGAGCUUUGCAGCAGUAGUAGGUCUGUGAUGUCACACCCAAGCCCUUUAGGCCCAUCAAGGGCUGUUUUACUUGUUUUAUGUUCUUUGAUUUCUCUGGUAUGUGCAGUAGGGGAAAUCUCAUGAAGAAAUCUGUAAGUCAUAUUUCACCUCAACAUUAAAAGAUAUGAAUAUAUAUACAGCACCACUGAAAAGUUUGGGGUUGGUAAGAAUUUUGUAAUGCAUUUAAAAGAGGUCUUUUAUGUUCACCAAGACUGCAUUUAUUAUGAAGAAUAUAGCAAAAUAUUAUUACAAUUAAAAAUGUAAUGUAAUGUUUUUAAAUGUAAUUUAAUUUCAAUGUCAAAAUGUUAAAAUCAUUUUUUGACAUUGAAAAAGUGUUUACUGUUAUGUUUGAUUAAUGCAUCCU